This is a messenger RNA of Rhincodon typus (whale shark), 1841 nucleotides long. Its product is annotated as nectin-1-like. The transcript is spliced from 8 exons. The record is from RefSeq and is a predicted model, not a curated record. The coding region runs from base 475 to 1722 and encodes 415 amino acids. Lineage: Eukaryota; Metazoa; Chordata; Chondrichthyes; Orectolobiformes; Rhincodontidae.
GAGGCUACGUGCAAAUUUUCCAGCCAAUUCCACAUUCUCCCCCACCCCACACGACAGACAAGUUUGAUCCAAGGGGCGGUUGGAUGUAGGUUUUCUUUAGCCAACACAAGAGAAAAGGCCACUUUGCAGGGAUGCCAGGCGCUACCUCAAUGCAGCUGGGCAAAACACUCAAAGUCGUAUUCUGACUUUUGAGGUUCGUGAAGGGUUCUGGAAUAAACCUGGACCUUAUUUUCGACUCUCAAGAGGGUCUACAACACCGUUCCCAGUCAUUUUGCGAUUCCAAAUGUUGUCUGCGUCUCCCAGAAGCAAAAAUAUUGCGGAUUCCAGAAAGCUGAAGGCAGUUUUGUCUCCUCUGACUGCCAGAUAUUCGGAGUCCGUUUGCUUGCUUCAACACAGCUAAACUGGCCAAAUGCACCAUCUACCUGUCACACCUUAAAGAGCGAGCUCCAGGCUCUUGCAAAUGAAGUACUGGCAAUGGAUUUAAUGUGUCAGAUUUUGGUUAUCCAGCUGGCUACAUGCACAGGAGCCGUGGCUCAGAGCAUUGAAGCUGCUGCUUCGCUGAUAGGGGUUGCCGGGGAGCAACUGAACCUGCCUUGCCAGUUCAUCUAUGAUGUUACCAAACUUCGCGUUGUACAGGCCACUUGGUUGAAGCGUGCAGGCAGGGUGGAUGAGAACAUCGCUGUGUACAACCCUCUCCUCGGGAUGAGUUACCCGACCAUGUCUGGGAGGCUCAGGUUCCACAACGCCACAUCUGGCAAUUGUACACUGACCAUCGACCCUCUGGAACUGGAGGACGAGGGCGCUUACAGUUGCGAAGUCAACGUCUUCCCUUCGGGGAAGUUUGAAUCUCAGACCAGACUCACCAUUCUAGCCAGGCCCGUCAGUAGCGUCAUCGCCAUGCCAACAAAGACUGGGUUGGCCCAGGCACCGGUUGCCAAUUGCACCGCAGCCAAAGGGAAGCCUCCAGCCAAUGUCACAUGGAUCGCGCCAUUCCCGGGGAAGGUGGCAUCAUCUCAGAGAGAAAAUCCCGAUGGGACAGUGACUGUCUUCAGUCAGUACAGAAUAGCGCCCAGUAGGAAGGCCAAUGGGCAGAAUGUGACAUGUACGGUGUCCCACAAUGCAUUAGUGGAUCCACUGAGCUUACCUGUGACGUUAUCAGUCCGAUACCCCCCGGAAGUGAGAAUUACUGGAUACGAUGGCAACUGGCACAUAAACCGACAGAAAGUUAGACUCAGGUGCCUUGCAGAAGCUAAUCCUCCAGCAACAAGCUAUCACUGGACAAUGAGCUCAGGUUCUGUUCCCAAACGCGCCCGCAUAGCAGGAGAUCACCUGAUCAUUGACCAAGUGGAUUAUUCUGUCAAUGGAACAUGGACGUGCGAAGCCUGGAAUGAUCUUGGCAAGGGGAAAGGAGAAAUUGUAGUUGAAGUGAGAGAACCAGACUCGCUCCAUGCAGGCAAGUUCUUCGCAUCCACAAUAGUGCUCAUUGUCACAGGAACCGUCAUAGGGGUCUUGAUCAUAAUCGUCUUAUUAGCCAUUGUGAUGGUGAAGAAAAGGCGACCAAUUGAGGACUGCGCAUCUAAAGCCAAGCUUCCUUCACAAAAGCGGAGCCAAAUUACCGUCUUUGCAACUCUAAACCUGAACAUGCUGGACGGUGCUAAUUCUUCGAAGAGGGAUGAUCGCGAAACUGAGGCGACAGUAAAUGCAGAUGUUAACGUUAAUUAGAGAGAGCCUUCCUUCGUUGAUCGAAUACUAAGCUUGCUAAAUAAUGGUCUGAUCUGUUGUUGUAACUGCUCAGUAAACAGAUGCAAUUAAAAUCCAACAAAAUAAACUCGUUAAAAAAC